Molecule: messenger RNA, 3006 nt
Organism: Magallana angulata
Lineage: Eukaryota; Metazoa; Mollusca; Bivalvia; Ostreida; Ostreidae
Product: GPI transamidase component PIG-T-like
Exons: 10
Coding region: 13-1857 (614 amino acids)
Biological process (GO): attachment of GPI anchor to protein
Cellular component (GO): GPI-anchor transamidase complex
Source: RefSeq, a predicted model, not a curated record
GCAAUUUUAAAUAUGGCGUCCGAUAGUGCAAACUUGCCGGGAGGAAAGAUAACAUUUUUGUUAUUCCUUGCUCUUGUUAAUUUCUCUUUCACAAUUGGCAUUCACAACGACAAUUUUUCAGAAGAAUUAUACGUGAAACCUUUUUCUAGCGGUCAUGUCAUGUUCCAUUUUCAAUUCACCACUGUUUGGAACGUAUCGAUCGACAAACCCGAGUCAUUUCAACAUUAUCACCUGUUUCCAAAAUCACUUGGGGAUGUAUUAACAACCUAUAAAGUAAAGGAACUACAUUUAAGUCAGACACAAGGACUGUGGAAACAUGAGAAAUGGGGAUACCCGCCAGAGGAUGCACCCCCGGGCGAUGAGUUGUGGGUGUGGUUUCAGCCUCAUUCAGGAGUUGAUCAGACUUGGGCAGAUCUAGUCAAUGCAUUGUCGGGAUUGUUUUGCGCCUCUCUGAAUUUCAUGGACAGUAAGUCAACUGUACAACCACGGUGGAGUUUCCGUCCGGCUGGACUCGCCUCCGAGUUCUACAGUGCAGACUCUCGCUUUGUCAGGUACUCGACACUUCCAAGAGAAGUGGUGUGUACUGAAAAUCUGACUCCAUGGAAGAAACUUCUGCCUUGUGGAUCAAAGAUUGGUCUAGCCAGUUUGUUGAACUCUGUGAAGAUCUAUGAUGGAUUUUAUCAUUCUCUGGGAGUUCAUGUUAGAUCUGUCUGUCAGGAUACUCAAUGCCUUACACCAGCCACAGAGCUCAAACAGACACUAACAGUUGUGUAUGAUCCAACCACAAAUAAAAAUGGAAAACAAGACUGGAGUUUCCAGAGCAUGUUUGACAGGACUCUACAAUCACAGUGUCCCCUGGCCGACACUAGGAAGAUCUAUGUGGAUGUGACCACACAAGAGACGUUCCCAAAAUUCAGUCUAUCGCCUGUACCAGACUUUGUGCUCAAUCAAAAGCGAUCUGGGGAGGAGAGAAAGAUAGCUGUAUACCAGAUAGGGAACCAUCUGUCCCCCAGCAGCCUAAACCUGAAGGCCGUGUAUGAGGAGAAACUGACCUUCUCCAACUCCUCGCUGCCCCCAGUGUAUGCUAACAGAUUUGUUACAGGGUAUGGGCUGGAGAGAGGGGGCGUGACCUGUAUGAUUUAUAAUACAAUGUCCAGCAACACCACUGUCAUCUUCAUGGAGACCGUCCCGUGGUUCCUCAGAGUGUACUUUAGUUCACUGAGGAUAGAAAAUGAUGGGAAAGAAAUCAAGCCAUAUAAAAUAAACUUCAUCCCAGCAAAAGACCGUGCCAAUCCUUACCAGAUGGAGCUGGUAUUCAGACUCUUUGCCAACUCUGUAACAAAGAUCACUUACUCGUUUGAGCGAGCCUUUUUGAAGUGGACAGAGUAUCCACCUGAUGCCAAUCAUGGAUUUUAUGUCAGCUCUGCCGUUGUUUCUACCGUACUGCCCGUGGCAAGUCGGUACACUGCUACAUCACAGUCUGUCUCUCUCCUGGAGGAAAGCUUUUCGGACAGUUCUAGUUCCUUCUUCCUCCGACUUCACACUGAGACUCUGCUUGUGUCCCUCCCUACUCCCGACUUCAGCAUGCCCUACAAUGUCAUUUGUUUGGCCUGUACUGUGGUGGCCAUUGCGUUUGGUUCCUUACACAAUCUAACCACAAGGGACUUCACUGCUUCUGAUCCAAGCAAAAGAAAAGGGCUUGUGGCCAAACUAAAGUCAUUUUUCAAGAAAGAGAAAGAAAGCCCAGAAAAUAAACCAGAUUCCAAAGAAGAAGAAAUACCAUCUCAAAAAGACAAAGAUAAUUCAAAGAGUGAGGAAAAAGACUCCAAAAAGAAAGAUGGCAACAGUGAAACGUGAUGAUUGUUUUUGUUCUUAUUUAUUCAUUACAUCGAUAAUUAAUAAUUAUGCAGGAAAAAGCAGUAUUUUUCGUUAUAAAUACAUGAUUUUCAUUCAAUCUGCCACUCAUAUACUCAUAUACAUGGCAGUUCUGACAACAAUAGGCUAUUUUUUCUUUCACCCAUUUGUAAACACCAGAGGUCUGUUUUGCAGAGCUGACACUUGGGAGCAAUUGCCAAGAUUUAUGUGAUAGGAAUAGAGAAUUUUUGCAAUGCUUUCAACUUGUUCAAGUGCUCACUCUAGUAAAGUGGCUUCAGAUUCAUAAUACAAGUACCUUCUGAUGCAUUCCGUAUUUUUAAAGGAACUUGUAUGUAAGGAACUUGUAUGUGCAAGACAUUUUUGAACGUCAGGGUGCCCUCAGGCCUUUACAAUCUUGUAUGUAUCUCAUGAAAAUUGGAGUAUUGAAUAAAAGAGCAAGGUAAUUUAUCCCAGUACCCCAGUAAAAUAUGAGAGAGAGAGAGAGAGAGAGAGAGAGAGCUCUGAAAGUUUGUGUUUGGGAGAGAGAACAAGCAGAAAGAUUUAUCCUUUUGAAGAUAGAUAUUUACACUUAAUAUCAUUGUGUGAUUUGUUCCCUUCAUCCCAUCUUGGUCAUAUCAUAUGGCUGCCACACAUCUUAUCAAUUUGGAAUGGUCUUGCUAAAUUCAUUUUCUCUGCUGUAAGAUACUACAGAAGAAUAUCUGAUGAAACAAUCUGAUUUUACUGAGGAAAAUGAACACUGUCAUAAAAGAAGUGCAUGUAUGAAAUAAGUUUGAAUUCAUGAUGAACAAUGGGUUUUGAAGUUAGUACAUGUUUAUUUCAUGUAUUAUAGUAGAAUUGUUUACCAUUUAUUUUAUUUUGUGCUUAUAAUUUCAGUGUGCAAUAAUUAUAUGUGUAUGUUAUGUAAAUCAAAGAAAACACAGAUAUUUGUACAAUGUAUACAAUUCUUGAUCUGCACUAAGCAAUCAGAUUCGUAAAGUAUUCCUAUACAUAGAUGUGAUAUCUCUAGAUCAAUUUAUUGUUAUUAGCUGUCCUAUAAAAUCUGCCCAAAAUUUAAAAAUGCAGCAUAUGAUAGUAAUCAUACCUGAACAAAAUUUACACACUUUUUAUAAAAAUAAAAUAUGUUUAAUUCUU